AUGGUUCAAGAACUUGAGAUAGAGAUGAUGUCAGACAUGUACAAUAGGUUGGUCAGUGCUUGCCAUCAAAAAUGUAUACCAGUCAAGUACCAUGAGCCUGAAUUGGGAAAAGGGGAAUCGGUGUGUCUGGACCGUUGUGUGGCAAAGUACCUCGAUGUUCAUGAACGCAUCGGCAAAAAACUUUCUAAUAUGUCAUCAGGAGAAGCUGAAGAUUUAACGAAAAUAAAUCUUCAAGAAAAGAAA
Messenger RNA from Brenthis ino (lesser marbled fritillary), 243 nucleotides. The record is from the annotation of a GenBank genome assembly. NCBI's taxonomy places the organism in Eukaryota, Metazoa, Arthropoda, Insecta, Lepidoptera, Nymphalidae.